This is a messenger RNA of Danio rerio (zebrafish), 1807 nucleotides long. The record is from RefSeq and is a predicted model, not a curated record. NCBI's taxonomy places the organism in Eukaryota, Metazoa, Chordata, Actinopteri, Cypriniformes, Danionidae.
AACCAUCAAUACCAGCACUUGCUAUAAAAGCAACCUCGGAUGUCAUUUUGACCCCUCACAAACACGACUCCGCGUGACGUUCCCGCAAUGUUUUGAUUCUGCUGAGCGUGACGUCACAGCGCACUACACUAAAAUGGUUCCUACUUUAGUUUUCAGCACAAGCAAUCAAAGUGUGCGCAACUUCGCGCGUGAAAAAUGCCCGAAAUAACGCGCUAAAGGGGGAAACAAACACGGACAACUCGGACAUGGAGGCGUGCGCAGAAUCCGGACGCAAACUGCGCUCGAUCUGCCGGAGGAUGUACGAUGAGAAUGAGGAUCUGUCAGAUGUGGAGGAGAUCACCAAUGUCAGGGGCUUCAGUCUGGAGGACAAACUGGACAGCGCUUCAUACAACAGCCAGCUAGUGCAGUUCAUGGAGGGGAAAGAUUUCACCUAUGAAUAUGUUCAGAGAGAAGCGCUGCGGACCCCGCUUGUGUUUAAAGCCAAAGAUGGACUGGGAAUAAGGAUGCCGGAUCCAGAAUUCACUGUGAGUGAAAUCAAGGGUUUGGUUGGCAGCAGACGACCGGUGGAUGUGAUGGACGUCAGCACACAGAAGGGUUCAGAGAUGAGUAUGGCACAGUUCGUCCGCUACUACGAGACUCCCGAAGACGAGCGCGAUAAAUUGUUCAACGUCAUCAGUCUGGAGUUCAGCCACACCAAACUGGAGAACCUGAUCAAGAGACCUACAGUGGUGGAUCUGGUGGAUUGGGUGGACAACAUGUGGCCGCGGCAUCUUAAACAGAAACAAACGGAAGCCACGAACGUCAUGUCUGAGAUGAAAUAUCCCAAAGUUCAGAGAUACUGUCUGAUGAGUGUGAAAGGCUGCUUCACUGACUUCCACAUCGACUUUGGCGGCACAUCGGUUUGGUAUCAUGUCUUCAAAGGACAGAAGGUCUUCUGGCUGAUUCCUCCAAACGCACAUAACCUGUCUCUGUAUGAGGACUGGGUUUUGUCAGGCAAACAGAGCGACAUCUUUCUGGGUGACCGAGCAGACGGAUGCCAGAGAGUCGAGCUGAAGCAGGGAUACACCUUCUUCAUCCCAUCAGGCUGGAUUCAUGCCGUCUACACUCCAGAGGACACCCUGGUGUUUGGCGGGAAUAUUCUCCACAGUUUUAACAUUCCCAUGCAGCUCACUGUCUACGAAAUUGAGAACAGAACAAAGGUGCACUCCAAAUUCCGCUACCCGUUCUUCUAUGAGAUGUGCUGGUAUGUGCUGGAGAGAUACGUCAGCUGCUUGACCAAACGUUCGCAUCUCAGCCUCGAGUUUCGCAAUCACACUGCUGAACCAAAGCCAGUGACUGAGAGUCUCAUGUCUGCUACUCGGCUGGACAUGGAGGAGGACUCGUGUGGGACAGAGGGGACGAUUCUGUCCUCUUUUUCCAUCCCGCCCUGUCAGACAUUUAAACCGUCGGCCAAUGAUUCAGAAGACAGCUCCAAAUCCCUUCCUUCAGAGUGUCCCAAAACGCCGUCCGGCUCCCCGGGAAUGGAUCACUCGGGAAAAUGGAGCCACCUGACAGAGUUUGAGCUGAACGGACUCAAGGCUUUAGUGGAGAAACUCGAAUCUCUUCCGGAAAAUAAGAAAUGCGUCCCUGAGGGCAUCGAGGAUCCACAAGCACUGCUGGAUGACGUCAAGGUUGUCUUGAAGGAACAUGCAGAUGACAACCCCAAGCUGGCCAUCAGCGGUUCCCCAAUCGUUUGCUGGCCAAAGAAGACAUUCAAGGUACAAAAAGUAAAGCGAUUCAAAACAUGAGAAUGUAGCCAAAGCAGGAU